AUGGGCCGUGUCCUCCAGAAGAAAAAGAACCGGUCUUCGGCGCCAAGAAUAAAGACCAAGAGCAGAAGGACGAAGAGCGGGAAAAAGAAGAUCAACGUGCUGGGAAAUGCCGUUAUCGCGAAUAACUGGGACAAAAGACAGACCUUGACCCAGAACUAUCGCCGGCUUGGGCUAGCCACGAGACUGAAUGCACCGACUGGAGGUGUCGAUAAACGCGCUUCGAACCGACCAGCGGACAACGCCAGCGAACCACUUGCUAUUUCAGGAAACAGGGGCGUGGCACACAUUCAACCAGACGAAGCUCGGAUAGAGCGGGAUCCAAAGACCGGCAAGAUUCUUCGUAUCGUGCGUCCCAGCAAAGAUGAAGACGACGGGACGAUAGAAGUCGCCGGCCGCAAGCGUAGAAGGGCAAACCCCCUUAACGAUCCACUUGAGGACUUGUCGGAAAACGAAGGCGUUGCUCUGGAAAACAUUAAUGUUUCAACGGAAGUUGUUGUUGCGCUCGAAAAGCAGGCGGCGGCAGAGGAAGAGAAGCUGAAGAAGCGGAAACCCCGACAUCAGAGCAAGCGGGAGGUCGAGUGGCUAGAACUACUCGCCGAGAAAUACGGUGACAAUGUCCCUGCUAUGGUGCGAGACAGGAAGCUCAAUCCCAUGCAGCAGACAGAGGGGGAACUUCGGAGAAAACUCAAAAAGCUGACGGGGAAUAGGGAAUAA
Ophidiomyces ophidiicola is the source of this 714-nucleotide messenger RNA. It is a transcript of the gene NOP16, whose product is annotated as Nucleolar protein 16. Lineage: Eukaryota; Fungi; Ascomycota; Eurotiomycetes; Onygenales; Onygenaceae. Bases 1 to 714 code for a protein of 237 amino acids. Gene Ontology annotation, biological process: ribosomal large subunit biogenesis. Gene Ontology annotation, cellular component: nucleolus. The transcript has 2 exons. The record is from RefSeq and is a predicted model, not a curated record.